Aricia agestis (brown argus) is the source of this 2525-nucleotide messenger RNA. RefSeq names its product rho-related BTB domain-containing protein 1 (gene RhoBTB). Lineage: Eukaryota; Metazoa; Arthropoda; Insecta; Lepidoptera; Lycaenidae. Bases 103 to 2292 code for a protein of 729 amino acids. The record is from RefSeq and is a predicted model, not a curated record. Gene Ontology annotation, biological process: small GTPase-mediated signal transduction. The transcript is spliced from 20 exons. Gene Ontology annotation, molecular function: GTPase activity; GTP binding; protein binding.
UCCAAUGAAUAAUCUCAUAAAAUAAAUAAAAUUGUGUGUGAAAGUGGUGUGAGAUGGAGAGGUGAUUUUUGGAGUGUCUUGUGAAAAAUAAAAAGGAACACCAUGGACAACGAGCAGCCCCACCAGGAGCUAGUCAAGUGCGUUGUGGUCGGUGACACGGCGGUCGGCAAAACGCGGCUGAUCUGCGCGCGAGCGUGCAACAAGCAUGUGUCCCUGUCGCAGCUUUUGACAACGCACGUGCCCACAGUGUGGGCUAUAGACCAGUACAGGAUAUAUAAGGACGUUCUAGAACGUUCUUGGGAGGUGGUGGAUGGAGUCAACGUGUCUCUUCGUCUUUGGGAUACCUUCGGAGACCAUGAGAAAGACAGGAGAUUUGCCUAUGGAAGGUCGGACGUGGUACUGCUGUGCUUCUCCAUCACCAAUCCCAUAUCUCUCAGGAACUGUGGAGCCAUGUGGUAUCCAGAAAUCAGGCGAUUCUGCCCAAACACGCCCAUCCUACUCGUCGGCUGCAAGAACGACCUCCGCUACAUGUACAGAGACGAGACCUACCUCAACUACUGUAAAGAUCGCAGUCCCUUUAUACGGGCACCACGUAAAAGCGACCUCGUAAUGCCCGACCAAGCGAGGGCUUUGGCUCACGAGUUGGGCAUAUACUACUACGAGACGUCGGUGUUCACGUACUACGGGAUUAACGAGGUGUUCGAGAACGCGAUACGGGCAGCGCUCAUCGCGAGGAGACAGCAGAGGUUCUGGAUGACUAACCUGAAGAGAGUGCAAAGGCCGUUGUUGCAGGCACCUUUCCGCCCCCCGAGACCCAUAGAGCCGGAGGUGGUGGUAGUAAACAGCACGUUUUUGGAAAACAUGGCAACACUUCUAAGACAACAGUACUUCUCCGACAUGGUGAUCAUCUGCGGCGCGAAGGGUUUCCCUGUCCACCGGUUCGCGAUGGCGUGCGCGUGCGAGGCUUUUCACCGGCUGCUCGCGGCCGAGUCGCGGCUGGCUGCGGACCUCGCUGCCGACCUGGCCAGGAGUUCCAGUGAGAGCAGCAUGGUCAGCAGUAUGGGUGAAGCUACAGCUGGCGAAUUCAAUGAAGACACAGAAUACUUAAUACGACAGGAUCAAGCGAAACAGAUGAGAGUAUGGGAUCAGAUCAAGCGGCGCUCGUCGUGUCAGAUUCUGCCUCUCAGUGACAGCUGUAAGAAGCCGCCGGAUCUGUGCAGGGAGGUCAACCAUCCUGCCAUAGUGUCCAUCAGAGUUGUCAAGUGUGACAAAGUCCAACACGGCACGUCCCAAACUCAAACCAUCGUGACAAUGAGCAAGUUGAUAUCACAGAACGUCAUGCAAGAGAUUAUAAACUUCAUAUACACAGGAACUGUGGACAGCGCGGCUUUCAAGCAGCAGUCCGCUGCUAUUGGAUUACUGCUGGAAAUACGACAAGCAGCGGAACUCCUCGGCUUCCACGAGCUGACGAAACUCAGCCAGUUCAUCCUGGACCAACACUUGCUGUUCGACAAGGGUUUCAUGCAGCAGUUCCACACUCCCAUACCUCAGCGUCUCCGUGAGAUGUACGUGGAGAGGAACCUCUUCGCUGACGUGACCUUCGACCUGGACGACGGCAUCCACCUCGCUCACCGGGCCGUGCUGAUGGCGCGCUGCGACCCCAUGAAGGCCAUGUUCCAGGGACACUUCAGGGAGAGCACGUCGAGAGUGAUAUCGUUCCCCGGCGUCAAAAUGUACGAGUUCCACAUCCUCCUCUGCUACAUCUACUCGGACAAAAUACCGGCUGUGGAGCCGGUGAGGUGUCUCGAGCUACUGGAGCUCGCGAAUCGGCUGUGCAUGAACCGCCUCGUGAAUCUAGUGGAGGCCAGGGUGAUAGAUCUGCUGCAGCAUCAGGACAGACUAGGUGAAGAAGAUCAAGUCGUGGAGAUAGCACUUUCGCUUUUGGAGCCUGUAAAGAUGCACAACGCACACAAGCUGUCAGAGUGGUGUACGUGGCGGCUGUGUGGCGCGUACGACCGCGUGUGUCGCGCGAAGCACCUCAGCGCCGCGACUCGCGACUACCUGGCCGACAACCGGUGGCCGCCGGUGUGGUUCGUGAAAGAGUUCGACUACUACCAGAAGUGCCUGUCGGAGCAGACGCGCGAGCUGCGGGAGCUGCGGCCGGCGGCGCUGCAGCACACGCCGCAUACCGGCUGCCUGUGUUUCACUAGUAAAGUGCGUCGUGAGAGCGAGGCGACGGUGGACGCGACGACGUCGCUGUGCCGCACCGAGCCGCCGCAGCCGCCGCUCUGACACUUGCCUUACUGGAGAUCGCUCCGGUUCGCGGUUCUCCUGCCAGUGUCAAUGUGUUUCAUGAGCACAAUACUGACUAUACUUAUAAUUUUCCAUAUUUACACAUAGGAUGUGAAUAAACCCCUGACUAUACUUAUAAUUUUCCAUAUUUACACAUAGGAUGUGAAUAAACCCCUCAAUCUAUAGCCUAUUCGUGGUAAAACAGUGGAGCAAUAAUUAUGUCGGGUAAGACA